Messenger RNA from Komagataella phaffii GS115, 1851 nucleotides. RefSeq names its product SET-domain lysine-N-methyltransferase. Gene Ontology annotation, molecular function: protein-lysine N-methyltransferase activity. Gene Ontology annotation, biological process: peptidyl-lysine monomethylation. The coding region runs from base 1 to 1851 and encodes 616 amino acids. Lineage: Eukaryota; Fungi; Ascomycota; Pichiomycetes; Pichiales; Pichiaceae. Gene Ontology annotation, cellular component: nucleus. The transcript has a single exon. The record is from RefSeq and is a predicted model, not a curated record.
AUGGAUCAAAGGAUAGAGGAUCUGAUUGAGUGGACUAAAGCCGGAGGGGCUCAUUUCCCAGAUUGCUUGGAGUUCAGAUACACUGAUACCGAUGGUUUUGCCGCUUAUAAAAUAAAACAAGCUGACGCCAGCGAGAGUACCAUCACAUUACCCUUAUCUCUCGCCAUCUUACCUGAAACUUCACUCUCUGAAUUUCAGCUCACAUACGAAGAUCUCCAGUCAAAGAAUAUACAUCCUAAUUCUCUGACGAAAUUGUUCCUUUGCAAGCAACGCACUUUAAAAGAUGACAGUCCUUUGAAGGUUUACAUAAAAUCUCUCCCAUCAGGUGAGGAGGUUGGAGUUCCAUAUUAUUGGACACUGGAAGAACAGGAUCUGUUGAAAGGAACCAACCUACAUGCGGCUAUGAAAUUGAAACUAGCUAGUGUGAUUGAUGAAUGGUUUGCUGUGGUGUCGGAGCUACCUCAAUCUCAUCGUCCCUCUUCGUACUUUCAAGAUGUCAAUCUAUAUCAUGCCUUUAAGAGUGGAGCAGUCAGUGACUCUGUUCUUCACAAGACUACAGUGACUACUCAAUUGGACAAGAGCUUUACUAGUUUCACGAAUUAUCUUUGGGCUCAUGUGAUACUGACUUCCAGAAGUUUCCCUUAUGACCUUGUAAAUAAAAACAACCCUGUCGACGGUUUGGUGAUGGUUUUGCCGCUCCUGGAUUUAUUCAAUCAUGAACCAGCACGUAAAGUGUCUUGGGACGUAGAUCGUGAACAUAAAAAGUUCUCGUUCACAAACGACGACUUCUCUGACUUGCCAAUCGGCGCCCAGAUUAACAACAACUAUGGGCCCAAGGGUAACGAAGAACUACUUCUCAAUUACGGUUUCUGUAUUGAAGAUUCCAAAACUGACGUUGUGGCUUUACGAAUCAAGCUACCAUUGGACAAUCUAGGAAGAGUGGAACAAUUUGGUGUCAAAUUGCACACUAAAGACGAGUUUACCACUUUUGCAUUUGACACAAAAUACAAAUUUAAGGAGGGAGAUCAUCGUUACGAAGAAUUUAGGGAGGGCGUGACGUUCCUAUGCAACUGGUCUAACCUUAUUCCGAAAGAUCUAUUCAAUUUAUUUUGUUAUCUGGUUAAGAAUGACUCUGAGUUGGGUGUUACGAAUGUUGACCAAAUUUCAUUGCGAAUGAAAUUAGAGGGAUUGACACAGCUACGCAAUGCUUUGGAGGCUAAGAGACAAGUGUUACAGAAAACAUCUUUACCUCAAUCAGCUCCCCUUCCUGACUCUACGGACCAGAAGGUGAUUGCAAGAUCAAUCAGGAACUUCAACAAUGCUCGUAUCUACAGACAUACUCAAGAAAAACUCUAUGUUGCUAUGAUUGCUGAACUCAAACACAUAGAGAAGGGCUUACUGAAAGAGUAUCGCUCUAAAGUUGUUUCACUAAAGAGUAUUUGGAAAAAAGAUGCUACAUUUACUAAUUCCUUACUACUAUCACUAGGAUUUGAUUCACUGGAAAAAGUAGAGGAUUCUAAUUUUCAAGACACUGUCAUCCUGUUGUGGAUCAUGCGAACACUGAAUAGAGAGUAUUAUGAUAAAGAAGAUCAGGCAGUUUUACCCGAAUGGUUACAUAACCUCAAGACCAAGUUUCCGUUGUCUACUAUCAACGUGGAGACAGAGCCUUACAAACCUUUAUACGAACAGUUAUUUCCUCCACUAGCAGAAAGAAUUCCAGAGGUCUAUGCCAAAGGAGACUGGAGCCUAGAGUUCAUGGCAUAUGCUGGUGUUAUUCUGAGUUACAUCAGCUACACAAGAGGUGCCAAACAGGAGUGCAUACUGGUAGAACCAAUCCAGGGUGCAACAUAG